This is a messenger RNA of Cladophialophora carrionii CBS 160.54, 711 nucleotides long. RefSeq lists its product as uncharacterized. Gene Ontology annotation, molecular function: amino-acid racemase activity. Lineage: Eukaryota; Fungi; Ascomycota; Eurotiomycetes; Chaetothyriales; Herpotrichiellaceae. The record is from RefSeq and is a predicted model, not a curated record. Bases 1 to 711 code for a protein of 236 amino acids. The transcript has a single exon.
AUGACGACUAGGCUGGUCGGCCUGAUAGGCGGCAUGUCCUGGCAAACCACCGCGCUCUACUACCAAACCAUCAACCAACAGGUCGCCGCUCACCUGGGCGGCAUCCACUCUGCCAAUUUGCUCCUCCGCUCUUUGGACUACGCCGACAUCGCCCGCUUCACGACCACCGGGGACUUCGACGGCAUGACCGCGACACUGCUCGCCCACGGCCACGAGCUGAAGCGGGCAGGUGCUCAAGCGAUAGCCCUGUGCGCCAACGUUGCGCACAAGGCCGCCGACACGCUGGCCAAGCAUGUCGACUUGCCGGUGCUACAUAUCGUCGACUUUACCGCCAGGGAGGUUGUCAAAGGCGGAUAUCGAAAGGUCGGGCUGCUCGGCACCAGGGCCGUGAUGGAGGACGACUUCUACACCGCGAAACUGAGAGAGAAGUAUGGGCUGGAGGUGUCGGUGCCCGGGGUGGAUUUCCGGGAACAGGUCGACGGCUUGAUCUUCAACGAGCUGAGUAGAGAGACCAUUGGUCGCGACGUGAGGAGGUGUUUCCACGACGCUUAUGCGAGCUUGGUCCAUGAUCAGCACGUCGAGUGUGUCGUGCUGGCGUGUACCGAGUUCAGACUCGUCUUUGGAGUCGACGACUUUGCCGUCCCGACGUUCGAGACCACAACACUGCACGCCAAGGGGAUUGCGGAAUGGGCGCUUCAGGGUCGGACUUAG